Messenger RNA from Solanum stenotomum, 870 nucleotides. RefSeq lists its product as uncharacterized. The coding region runs from base 1 to 870 and encodes 289 amino acids. The record is from RefSeq and is a predicted model, not a curated record. NCBI's taxonomy places the organism in Eukaryota, Viridiplantae, Streptophyta, Magnoliopsida, Solanales, Solanaceae. The transcript has a single exon.
AUGAGUCAACCUCCAGGAUUUUUUAAUCCAAACUAUCCAAGACAUGUCUGUCCGUUUAAAAAGGCACUAUAUGGUCUCAAACAGGCUCUUAGAGCCUGGUUUGAAAGGUUCAAGUUGUAUUUGCGCCACAUUGUCUUCAAGUGCAUCAGAUCUGGCUCAUCUCUGUUCACAAUUCAUAGUCCAGCAGGAACAAUACUACUAUUGUUAUAUGUAGAUGACAUAACUGUGACAAGCAACAACUCAAAGCAAAUAGAUGAAUUUGUGAAGAAAUUGAGCAUUGAAUUUUCCAUGAAGGACCUUGGAAAAUUAAGUUUCGUCCUAAGUGUUGAAGUUAUCUACUUUCCAAAUAGAAUUCACUUGUCUCAAAGAAAAUAUGCUAAUGAUUUGCGCAAGAAAGUGGAGAUGGCAGAUGCAAAAGAAGUCUCUACUCCCUUAGUGCACGAAGCUAUUGAGACUCCAGUUGAUUCUACAGUAUAUAGAAGCAUUAUAGGAAGCUUACAAUACUUGACACUAACCAGGCUAGAUAUAACUCAUGUUGUGAACCUUGCAAGUCAGUUCAUACAGAAUCCAAAUUGUGUGCAUCUCCAAGUUGUAAAGAGAAUACUCAGAUAUGUAAAGGGAACUAUUACUCAAGGUUUGUGUAUUACUUCUCAAUCCUCACUUAGGUUGUAUGGUUUCUCAUAUGUUGAUUGGGCAGGAUGUGCAACAAGAAGAAGAUCCACCACUGGUUACAUCAUAUAUCUUGGUGCAAAUUGUGUGUUCUGGUCCUCUCGAAAACAUAACACUGUUGCAAGGUCAAGUAUAGAAGCUGAGUAUAAGGCCUUAGUUGCUACAACAGCUUACAUGGCUGAUUUGCAUUCUGCAAGAUAG